Messenger RNA from Sitodiplosis mosellana (orange wheat blossom midge), 1137 nucleotides. RefSeq names its product UDP-N-acetylmuramate--L-alanine ligase-like. The record is from RefSeq and is a predicted model, not a curated record. Gene Ontology annotation, molecular function: acid-amino acid ligase activity; ATP binding. The coding region runs from base 1 to 1137 and encodes 378 amino acids. Gene Ontology annotation, biological process: biosynthetic process. The transcript is spliced from 4 exons. NCBI's taxonomy places the organism in Eukaryota, Metazoa, Arthropoda, Insecta, Diptera, Cecidomyiidae.
AUGCAUUUCUUUUUUUGUGAUUUGGUCGAAAGUCCAAGUGCAAGUCCACAACUACUAAAAUCGCAGAAAUGUGUGGCUGCAAUGGGAGAUAUCAAGCGAAUUCACAUGAUCGGUAUCGGAGGUAGAGGUAUGAGUGGGAUUGCCGAGGUUUUAGUGAGUGAAGGCUAUCAAAUAAGCGGUUCAGAUUGGGAGUCAAACGCGCUUACACAACAUCUGUCCAAUAUGGGCGUUCAAAUUUUCUCUACCUAUGAACCAGAAAACAUUAAGGGUGCUGAUGUAGUGGUUAAAUCAAACGCAAUCGCUCCGAAUAAUGCAGAGAUCGUAGCCGCAGAAAAAUCCAACAUUCCAAUUAUUCAUCGCGCUGAAAUGUUGGCAGAAAUAAUGCGCUUCCGUCAUGGCAUUGCAAUUGUAGGAACACAUGGGAAAACUACAACAACUGCAAUGGUUGCCAAUAUCUUUGUAGAAGCCGCUCUCGAUUCGACUUUCAUAGAUGGUGGUUUAGUGAAGAAUUUCGGAGGAAAUUUCGAGAAUGUAACAGAUGCUUCCAUUAAAUUCGUGCAUAAUCUGCCAUUUUGUGGACACGUUGUGAUGUGCAUUGAUGACCCAGUAAUCCGUGAACUAUUAUCACGUAUCGAUCGACGUACAAUAACUUAUGGGUUCAGUGGUGAUCACCACAUCGAUGCAGAUUUUCAUAUUGCCAUGUACAAUCAGCAAUUGAAUGUACCAGGCCGUCACAAUGCAUUGAACGCGGAUGCAGCCAUCGCUAUCGCCAUGCAAGGGGAUAUUGACGAUGGAAGUAUUUUGCGUGCGAUGAAACAAUUCCAAGGGACUGGACGUCGUUUUGAGAAUUUGAGCACUUAUUCCUUAGAAGCUAUAAACGGAAAAUCGGGCGAAGUGUUAUCGAUUGAUGAUUAUGGCCAUCAUCCGACUGAAUUAAAUGCUACCAUCCCAGCUGCCCGUGAUAGUUGGCCAAACAAACGUUUGAGUAAAAUAAAUCCAAUUUUAGUGACAGACACGAAUGAAUUACCGACAAAAUUAGCAAUAGCGUUGCAAGAUAACGAUUUAGUGUUGAUGCUAGGCAGUGGUAUUGGAAAUAUAUCUCGCAAGUUAGCUGAUAAUAAAUUGAAAACAUUAUGA